AUGGGUCAAGAGAGAGGUGGCACCAAGGUUGACAAUAGCUUGCCUAGCGUGGACGGCCGAGAUUUCGCUGCAUUGCUUGAAGCUGGGACGGGAUCAAAGCCUGGUACCGGCACAACAGGGACCACCCACUCCACGAGCACACGAGGUCUUCCGCCUCAGUGGGUUAAGUGGUGCGAAGACGGUCCGCACGUGCCUGCAACGAGGCUUGAAGACAGGGGCCGUUCCAGUUUGCUCUCUUCUCUUCCCAAAAGCGCCGCUGCGGCGCUGCAGUGGGAACACUACUACCUAGGAACUGGAUGCCGGAGGUUGCUCACCAGCACCAGCACUAGCAUCAGCACCUCCGUUUCUCAGCGACUCGACUGGGACAAGUACUCGAAGCCUCGGAAUUCCAGUGUGUGUCCUGGCUUGUUGGAAGAUGCCUCUGCUGUCUGGAUAUGGGCAAGUAAUGACCCGAGCUUGCAGGGCCAAGAGCAGGCCAGGCACGGGGAUCCGGAUAGCGGCGGUGGACAGCGGGGGGAAUGGGUCAAAGACUGGGAGCUGGAACCAACUGGCUGGUUGAUAGACCGUUGUCCAACGGUGACCACAACCACACGAGAGGACGUUGCCGCCAAGACCAACUUCCUCCUCCUCCGCCUCAAAGUCUCACAGUCGCAUCACCACCUGAAUUCCACAGCCACAGCCACCGCCGCAUUCGCCUCUUCAUUUGUCUCUUGCUCACCUCCACGAUACUCGCCUGACGAGUGCCUCCCGCUAUUGAAAACACCGCAGGAUUUAUACCCGACCACUCGCCGCAUCGUGCAGCACCUCGGAGAUGAGGCGCGCAACGGUGGGCGGCCCGGCAUGAAGUGA
Molecule: messenger RNA, 849 nt
Organism: Colletotrichum orchidophilum
Lineage: Eukaryota; Fungi; Ascomycota; Sordariomycetes; Glomerellales; Glomerellaceae
Exons: 3
Coding region: 1-849 (282 amino acids)
Source: RefSeq, a predicted model, not a curated record